AUGGAGGUCCUGAACAAUGCUUUCGAACCUGUUGGAUUCCAGUUCAAUCUUGUAAACACGACGCGCACGAUCAACGAGUAUUGGUACAACAAUCUCUUAGAAGCACGUCCGUCUGAACGAGAAGUCUCGGCAGCUCUGCGGCAGGGCGAUCUCGCUACACUAAACAUAUACAGUAUGGGUGUCGUCAACACGACAGAGACUGCCUGGGCAACGCUCCCUGCCUCGCAGGCAUCUUACGAUGGCGUCUUCCAGAACAACACAGCAUUUCUAGGGGGCAGUCGCCCUCUCAAUGAGGGAAUUACGCUUGUUCACGAAGUUGGUCAUUGGUGUGGUCUCUACCAUGUCUUCAACUUUGGCUGCGCUGUGAGCUACGACUACGUCGCAGACACGCCAAACCAGCAAGCACCCGAGGUCUCGGGUGAAUGCGACAUCGGACGCGACUCCUGCCCUGACCAGCCUGGUUUAGAUUCCAUACAUAACUACAUGUCGUACUCGGCCGACUAUUGCCGGUACGAAUUCACGCCCGGACAAAUCCAGAGGAUGCGAGAGCAGAUGGCCAAAUUCCGUGGUGUCGUGUAUCCUGGCAUUGACGUUGACAACAUCCCUGAAGACUCGAUUGAGAUUCCGCCUCCAGAAGAGUAG
This is a messenger RNA of Alternaria postmessia, 642 nucleotides long. RefSeq lists its product as uncharacterized. The transcript is spliced from 7 exons. The record is from RefSeq and is a predicted model, not a curated record. Gene Ontology annotation, molecular function: metallopeptidase activity. Bases 1 to 642 code for a protein of 213 amino acids. Lineage: Eukaryota; Fungi; Ascomycota; Dothideomycetes; Pleosporales; Pleosporaceae.